AUGCCGUCCGACCUGUUUGAGAUGAAGGCAAAGGAUUGGUCCCACCAGGUUCACGUAUUGGCUCUGCAAGCUCUAAGCAUGGCAACAUUGCAUAUGAGACCCCUCCUUCCAAAUCUUGAAGACCUUUCGUGGUAUCAUGCAUACCUUCCGAAAGAAGUGGAAUGGUCGAUGUUUCAGUGCAUCUAUCUCUUCUCCUCUCCCAAACUCACCACAUUAUCCAUUACUCUGUGUAAUAUCUUCGACAGUGCAUGUCCCUCCUCCAUCCUCUCUGGUCUUAUCAACUCUUGUCCAGCCCUGAAAAAUUUGACUUUUCUUUUCCGAUGCUCCAACUCCGAUGAAGGAAAUCGACGGGGUAUUUCUUCUGUCAUUUGCCAAUGGAACUGGCUUCAGUCUUUAACGGUCAUCAAUUUGACGCAAGAAGCUCUCGAGCAUCUCGCAACAAUCCCAUCCCUCCGAACGCUUUCUCUUGACUCUCUGGAAGAUUUGACACGUAGUGAUGAUCAACACUUGCCGAUCAUUACGCGCAACCCAACUGGUGGGUACCCUGCCCUUCGAAGUUUAUCAAUCUCCUGUAGGACGAUGGAUGCAGCGAUCGCUUUUGUACAGCUCCUAUCCUCUAGUCCCAUCGAGGAUCUCGAAAUUCAAGUUGUGGGUUUUUGUUAUCCUCGUCAGUGGAGGGAGCUCUUCAGUACCAUCAGUCGCCACAUUUACCAUCCUUCAUUGAAUGAGCUUACUUUACAAGGGUCGGGCAAUGCCUUGGACCCCACAGAAGCACUCUAUUCUGACAUUGGACUCGAGGCCUUGACUGUGUUUACAAAUCUUGAAGUUGUUGAUAUCCAGCCUACUUUUGGCAUUCAAUUUACGGGUGACACAGUAAACAGAUUAGCUGAUGCCUGGCCCAAGAUACGUAGCCUCGAACUUGGCAAUACAUAUCCAUCGUCAAGAUCACCGAUCAUACAAACAGAGGACCUCAUUCCCUUCGCACAACGUUGUCCUAAGCUGGAGUACCUUGGCAUCGUUUUUGAUGCUCAAAAUACAAAGCUGAGGUCAAGUCCUGGUCUCUUCAAUAAUACUUUGACCACCCUAUCUGUCGCAGACUCUCCCAUCAAUACCCCAGCUAUAGUUUCCGCUUUUCUUUCCGAUAUUUUCCCCGGAAUCGAAUCGAUCACUUUUGACAACGAUUGGCGGGACUCGCCAAAUAGGGAUCCUGAGGAUGCAACAGAAACCGCAAUGAUGUGGGAGGAGGCAGAACGCCUGCUUAGAACAUUUGCCAAGGACUAUUAA
Molecule: messenger RNA, 1284 nt
Organism: Laccaria bicolor S238N-H82
Lineage: Eukaryota; Fungi; Basidiomycota; Agaricomycetes; Agaricales; Hydnangiaceae
Exons: 3
Coding region: 1-1284 (427 amino acids)
Biological process (GO): SCF-dependent proteasomal ubiquitin-dependent protein catabolic process
Cellular component (GO): SCF ubiquitin ligase complex
Source: RefSeq, a predicted model, not a curated record